AUGGGGAAAUAUAGAAAGAGAUUUAACGAGAAGGCUCGUUCAGGCAUGCUUGCUAAGCAGGCAGCCUUAAGGAAAGUCAGAAACAAACAGUUCAAUAGACCCACAGAAGAAGCAAUCAAUGGAGAUGAGCCAGCAGCUGCGAAUGUAGAUCCUACUAAACUUUUCAACGAAGAAAACUCCAAUUCUGAAAUACUAAAGCCCAUGACAGACGAAGAAAAAUUGGAACGCAAGAGAACUUUGGAAGCCACCCUAUAUGCCGAAAACCAGAAGGAGUCCAAAAUGUCGAGGUCUAAGAGAAAGAGACUUGACAAGUAUAUAGACCAUCAGUUAAAGAGAGAGGAAAAGAAAGAUUUAUUGGAAAAAUUGUCCAAAACAAAGAUAGAUACUAGCAUUUUGACGGCAUCCAAGAACUUAGGAAGGGGUAAACUGACAAAAAGAGAAGAUAUGAUAGAAGCUUUAGAACUCGAAAGGCAAGGAAGAGCAGACGAAUGGACAAAGGAUGUACUUUACGAAACAAGGGAAGUUAAGGAAUGGGACGAAGAUGAUGAUAAGAGCGAAAAUUCUGAAAUAGAUGAUCAAGAUUCUGACGCAGACUCCUUAUCUGAAUUUGGUGAAACUACUGCUUCGACAACAUCUUCUUUUGUAGAUAACCGUCCAGCUAAAUUUGGAGGUAGUGGUUCAGGGUUUGGAUUCGCAAACUUACCGAAGAUUGAGAGAUCUACACUGCAUAAAAAGUAUACAUGGAGACUUAAGGUUGAACAAGAGGAAAGGAAGAGGUUGAAGUUGGCCGAUGAAGACGACUUCAUGUCAUCUUCUGACGAACACGAUGAAGAAGAAGAAGAAGAAGAUGACGAAGAAAAUGAAGGCAGUGCUGAAGAAGUAGAUCAGGACGAUGACGACAGUGCUGAAGAAUUAGAUGAAGUCGAUCACGAAAAUAGCGAAGAAAGCGACGAAGAAAGUGAUGAAGAAAGUGAUGAAGAAAGUGACGAAGAUAGCGACGAAGAAGAAGAAGAAGAAAUUCCUCGUCUUCUACAGAGCAAACCCAAGCAUUCCAAAAUCGCAGAAUCUUUUAAAGAAUGGGCAGAUCAACAAGUUCGUCAAAUUGAGGGAAGGGAAAACACUUCAAUGCCGGAGGUUUCUGCUGCUGUCAAGGAAAAAUACUCUAAACCUACAGUUCACGAGGAGGAUUUCGAUCGUCCCGAAGAUGACGAAAAUUAUAUUCCAAUCAAUCAGCAAUUGCAAAGAGAUGCAUUUUUCGUUGAGGUCACAAGAUCAGAUGAAAUCCAGAAACAAAGAAUGAACUUACCAGUAUUUGGAGAAGAACACAGAAUCAUGGAAGCAAUUCACCACCAUGACUGUGUAGUUAUUUGUGGUGAGACCGGGUCUGGUAAAACCACUCAAGUUCCUCAGUUCUUGUAUGAAGCUGGUUUUGGAAAUGAUGGAAGUGAAUUGUACCCAGGUAUGAUUGGUGUCACCCAACCCAGAAGAGUUGCCGCUGUGUCCAUGGCUGAAAGAGUAGGAAAUGAAUUGGGAGACCAUGGAGAAAGAGUUGGUUACCAAAUUAGAUUCGAUGCUACUAUAAAAAACGAAGGAAAACCAAAUGGUACUGCCCUAAAGUUCAUGACUGAUGGUAUCUUGUUGAGAGAAAUGAUGAAAGACUUCUUGAUCACAAAGUACUCUGCAAUCAUUAUCGACGAGGCUCACGAAAGAAACAUCAAUACUGAUAUCUUGAUUGGUAUGUUGAGUCGUGUCUUGAAGUUGAGAAGAAAAUACAGCACUGAAAACCCGGAGAAGUACAAGCCUUUGAAACUCAUUAUUAUGUCUGCAACAUUGAGAGUAUCUGACUUUUCUGAUAAUCAAACCUUGUUCAAGAUUCCUCCUCCAAUUUUGAAAGUUGAUGCUAGACAGUACCCAGUAAGUGUUCAUUUCAGCAAGAAGACAAACUUCGACUACAUUGAUGAAGCAUUCAAGAAGACUUGUAAAAUCCACAAGAAGUUACCACCAGGGGGGAUCUUGGUUUUCUUGACUGGACAGAAUGAAAUCACCACAUUAGUGAAGAAAUUACGCCAGCAGUUUCCAUUUCAAGAAACAGGACGUAAGAAGAACUCAAUUAAGUACGAUGAAGAACAACAGGUCAGGCUCAACAAGGAAACUGAUGCCGAAGCUGAAGACGUUGAUUUCAGCGUCAAUGUCAGAGAGCUCAUGGAACAGGAAGGAGAUGAAGAGGUUAGCGACGAAGACGAAGAAGAGGAAGAAGGCUUUGAAGAGGUUUUAGAGCCUCACCAAUCCGAGAAUGACCCCUUAUAUGUUUUACCACUUUACUCAUUAUUACCAACGAAGCAACAGAUGAAGGUGUUUGAGUCCCCACCUCCUGGUAGCAGAAUCUGUAUUGUAGCUACCAAUGUAGCUGAGACAUCUUUGACUAUACCAGGAAUACGUUACGUGGUAGAUUGUGGUCGUUCUAAAGAAAGAAAAUACAACGAAGAAAACGGAGUGCAAUCCUUUGAAAUCGACUGGGUUUCUAAGGCUUCUGCAGAUCAAAGAUCUGGUAGAGCUGGUAGAACUGGACCUGGUCAUUGCUACAGGUUGUAUUCGUCUGCUGUUUUUGAAUCAUUCUUUGCACAGUUCAGCACUCCAGAAAUUUUACGAAUGCCUUUCGAAAGUAUUGUUCUCUCAAUGAAGAGUAUGGGCAUUGACCAAAUAAUUAAUUUCCCAUUCCCAACUCCUCCUGAUAGAACUGCUCUUAGGAAAGCUGAAAGACUCUUGACAAUCUUAGGAGCCUUGGAUAGAGAAACGAAACAGGUGACUGACUUGGGAAGAACAAUGUCCCAUUUCCCUCUCAGUCCUCGAUUUGCUAAAAUCUUGAUUAUAGGUAACCAACUUGACUGUCUUCCUUACAUUGUAGCUCUUGUCUCUGCCUUGUCCGUUGGAGAUCCAUUUCUCACAGAGAACGAACUUGGAAUAAAUACAAGAAGGGAAGAAGAAAAGAGAAAAACAAGAGUUAAGUUCAACCAAUCAAGAGCUAUGUUCUCAAAAUUGGAUAAAGAAAGUGACGCUUUGAUGUUGCUUUCUGCGGUUUGUGCAUUUGAUCAUGUCCCUCAAGACAAGAAGGCUGGCUUCCUCAGGAACAACUUUUUACGUCCUAAGUUGAUGGAAGAAAUCGCAAAGUUGAGAAAGCAGGUGGAUUUCAUAGUUAAGUCUCAUACUGCUGUUGACUCUAUUGCCAACAAUACUGGUGCUGUAGAAAAGAGUAUGAAGCUAAAAAUUCCUGAUAAGAAGCAGGUAGCAGCUAUAAAGCAGAUGGUUGCAGCUGGAUUCAUCGACCAAAUUGCAAUCAGAGGAGACUUGGCAUCCACCGAUAUCAAUAUACCUAACAAGACUUCCCUCACCAAUAUCCCUUAUAUCCCCGUCUAUCCUAUCAGUACCGAUGCUGAGUCGGAGCCAUACGUGUACAUACAUCCUAACUCCAUAAUAACCGGAAGUGGUUCCAUUCCAGGCUCAUACUUGGUAUACCAAAGUUUGAAUACUGGAGCUAAUAUCAAAGAAGGUAAAGGUCCUAGAGUAAGAAUGAAGCCAUUGGUUGGAGUCAGCGGUAAGCAAUUGGCUAAUCUUGCUCGGAACUCGCCACUUCUUACAUACUCCAAACCUUUGGGCCAUCCAUAUGCUCCUAAGAAUAUCACCCCAAACAAAAGAGAAUGCUACGUAGUUCCCAGAUUUGGGGCCGCCAUCGGCUCGGGUGGUGUUGGCUGGGACUUGCCAGCAAUUAAGGUGAUUCAGGUGAAGCAGAAUGGAGCUUGGGUGACAGAAUCAUAGCUGCACAUUGAGCAUCUAAAAUUAAUAGCAUUUAUCAUAGAAACAAUUUAAUAUUAUUG
Molecule: messenger RNA, 3872 nt
Organism: Scheffersomyces stipitis CBS 6054
Lineage: Eukaryota; Fungi; Ascomycota; Pichiomycetes; Serinales; Debaryomycetaceae
Gene: ECM16
Product: ATP-dependent RNA helicase
Exons: 3
Coding region: 1-3813 (1270 amino acids)
Biological process (GO): maturation of SSU-rRNA from tricistronic rRNA transcript (SSU-rRNA, 5.8S rRNA, LSU-rRNA)
Cellular component (GO): intracellular anatomical structure; nucleolus
Molecular function (GO): RNA binding; ATP binding
Source: RefSeq, a predicted model, not a curated record